Messenger RNA from Sclerotinia borealis F-4128, 522 nucleotides. The record is from the annotation of a GenBank genome assembly. Lineage: Eukaryota; Fungi; Ascomycota; Leotiomycetes; Helotiales; Sclerotiniaceae.
AUGCAUUUCACACCAACUCUUCUCCUCUCCGCCUUGAGCAUCAGCAGUGUCCUUGGUAAGUCCUCCCUCCCUCACUCCAUCCAUCCAUCACCAAAAUCCCACUCCAAACCAAAAACUAACCCUUCCCUCCCUCUCCCUCCAGCCGCAGCCAACACAACCAAAGCCCCAACCACAAGCACAACCACACACGUAGUACGUGUCGGCUCCAGCACCAACAACAGCGUAAAAUAUUUCCCCGACAACAUCACCGCCGCCGUCGGCGACGUAAUCCAAUUCCAAUUUGCCGCUGGCAACCACACGGUCACACAAUCCACUUUUGACGCUCCAUGCGUACCCAUUAGUCAAAGUUCCAAUACAACCGGUGUCUACAGCGGAUUCAUGGAUGUUGGUGCUGGGGGGAAAGCUACUGGUAUGGUGCCUGUGUUUAGUAUGAUGGUUAAGGCCAAGACUCCUAUGUGGUUUUAUUGUAGUCAGGCGAAACAUUGUCAGAAGGGGAUGGUUUUGGUGGUUAAUGAGAAGUAA